Notechis scutatus (mainland tiger snake) is the source of this 1811-nucleotide messenger RNA. Its product is annotated as 17-beta-hydroxysteroid dehydrogenase type 6-like. NCBI's taxonomy places the organism in Eukaryota, Metazoa, Chordata, Lepidosauria, Squamata, Elapidae. Gene Ontology annotation, molecular function: oxidoreductase activity. The record is from RefSeq and is a predicted model, not a curated record. Gene Ontology annotation, cellular component: intracellular membrane-bounded organelle. Gene Ontology annotation, biological process: steroid metabolic process.
AAUCUGUGAAUGGGAUUUUCCAUGCCAGUUCUCCUGGAAACACAUUGCUACCCAUCGACAUCAGAAGGACGACAGAUAGAAGAAAAAAGACCAGGAGAAUUGGUUUAAGAACAAAACAAAACAGGAAACCCAAAGAUCUUAAAUUUUAACAAGCAUGUGGUUCUACCUGGCAUUGGCAGUUUUGCUGUACUUUGUGAUACGAUCCUAUCGGGAAAGGCAGCAGGUAGACAAUUUGAGAGAGAAAUAUGUCUUCAUCACUGGCUGUGAUUCUGGUUUUGGAAACCAGCUGGCCAGGCAACUGGAUGCCAAGGGUCUGCGGGUGUUGGCUGCUUGUCUCACCCAGAAAGGAGCACAGGAACUGGAGAGACUCUCAUCGGAUCGUUUGAAAACCACCCUGCUGGAAGUCACCAGUACCGAGAGCAUUGAGACAGCAACUGCAUGGGUAAAAGAAUGUGUGGGCAACAAAGGACUCUGGGGCUUGGUAAAUAAUGCUGGAAUUAUACACCCCAUAUUCCCCAAUGAAUGGCUGACCAAAGAGGAUUAUAUAAAAGUGCUGAAUGUCAAUCUAAUUGGGCUGAUUGAUGUGACACUGCAUAUGUUGCCCUUGGUGAAGAAGGCCAAGGGAAGAGUGGUCAACAUGUCCAGCAUCAUGGGCAGACUAAGUACCAUAGGAGGUGGCUACUGUCUCUCAAAGUAUGGAGUGGAGGCUUUCUCUGACAGUCUCAGGCGUGAGAUCCAUUCAUUUGGGGUGAAAGUAGCCAUAAUCGAGCCAGGCUAUUUCCGCACAUCCAUGACUGAUGUCCCAAAAAGUCUUGCGAUCCUGGAGCAGCAAUGGAUCAAAAUCCCAAAGGAAAUCAAAGAAAGCUAUGGCCAGCCUUACUUUGAUUCAUUUUACAAGGGGUUCAAAGACAACAUUGAAGCUCGUUGCUCCACAGACCUCUACAUGGUGACUGACUGUAUGGAGCAUGCUUUGAUAUCCAAAUACCCCCAUACACGCUAUUCUGCUGGAUGGGAUUCCCAGUAUAUCUUCAUUCCUCUCUCUUACUUUCCCACUUCCAUCACAGAUUUUGUGCUGACUCGGUCUUGGCCUAAACCUGCUCAGGCUCUGUAAAAGGAACAGGGUGGAAAAGUUGGGAGGAAGGAGGUCUACGAACAGAAGUUCCAACCACCAUCUUUGGCCUAUCCAUGCAGUUAAAAGUACACAUCAGUGUCAGUCCUUGCCCACUGUAAGAGCGCUUCCAGACCAAAGGCUUUUAUCUCUUCCAACCCAGCCACCCUGAGAUCUGUCGUAUCAGCAAGUCUUCCUAUUGACCGUUCAUUCACAAGACCCUUUGUUUUCAACAUUUGCAGAUCUCCAAUGCUUUAGGCAUAGUGGCAGUCAUAGCUCUCUCUCUCUCUCUCUCUCUCUCUCUCUCUCUGUGUGUGUGUGUGUGUGUGUGUGUCUGUCUGUCUGUCUGUAUGUCUGUAUGUCUGGUCUGGAGCUUGCUGAGACUAUCUUCAACCAAUUGUAGUUCUCACUUUCUUCAUCCAAACUAGCCAAGGACAGAGAAUGCUAGCUAAUUAUUGUUUGAAGUUUCUCUUCUAAACCUAUCCAGUCACUGAUAAUCUGCCUCUGAACUUCCAACGGUCCAUGGAUUAAUGAAUAUCCUUUUAUCUUUUCUUCACAAAAAUAGCAAAUAACUUACUUGCAUCUUCCCUUAAAACACACAUGCUGCCCAUGGAUUUCUAUAUGUGUACUUGUGUAUGUUUAUAUUCUGGUAGCCUGAUAUGAGGAUGGCUGGAAGAGAAGAUAAAAAAGAAUUUAAAAAAGA